Molecule: messenger RNA, 3533 nt
Organism: Annulohypoxylon maeteangense
Lineage: Eukaryota; Fungi; Ascomycota; Sordariomycetes; Xylariales; Hypoxylaceae
Exons: 4
Coding region: 216-3230 (1004 amino acids)
Source: RefSeq, a predicted model, not a curated record
UACCGCUGGUCCUCUCAGGUCCUAGGGUACAAGUACACCUGCACCUGCAUCAGUGCUAAAAAGUCCUACAUCGUCAUAUUCAAGGUAGUAGAUUAUUUUCUAGAUCUUUCAGAAUAAAGUCAUGGAUCGGUGGCGAUCCACUGGUGCCCCGACCUCUCUCAUUUCCUUCAAGUGUUAGUAGUCUAUAUUCCCUAGUCCAAACUUCUCUUACAGCAAUGGAUCCGAAAAAGAGCUUUGCCACUACCGAGCCGGCCUCUGUUGAUGAUGCUCUAUUUGACUUAGACCCGCCGGUCGGGCGGCGCGUAGAGGAUCCUCAGGCAUCUUCUUCUAUCCACCCAAGACGGCGGUCACAAUCGAGCCUACGAUCGGAAUUCAACCCACAGACGCCUUCGCCAUGCGCGACUCGAGAGGCUCCCGGGGAGGAUUGUGCACUACAGAGAUUCAUAGUAUGGGCCGCUGUUAAACGAAACAAGUCUACUCGAAUGGUACCCAACGAUCGCCUAAGAUGCCCUCUCGUCUUGUGUGGAGAACGAUUCGACGACCAUGAGAAGAUGCUUAGGCACCUAACCAAGUGCCAACAUCUCAAGACCGGUGAAUAUUUGUGCUACGACUGCAUGAAAGUUGAACGAUUCAACGACGAAAAAUGCCGAUGUUGCCUAGGCCAUCCAACUAAACGAAAACGUAUUAUGAACUUGGCGAGGAACUUCUUUUCGAACAUUGGAAACAGAUCACGAAGAAGCUUGUCCCCAUCUAACUUCCAGGAAGACGUCUCUAUGCCUCCACCCAGCUACGAUUCUCUCGUCAUUGACCUUGAUGAGAUCAGUCAGCAGCAGCAACAACAACAACAGGAGCAAGAUCGACAGCAACCUCAGCCUCAGCCCCAGCUCGAGUUAAAUGGAAACGAGAUACACGAGUUAGACUCGAUGCAAAUGUUACCGACAGCUCAACUCGAUUCCGUUAAUUACGACACAGACACCCCAAUGACUUCAGACCAACACGAUGCUACUGUAGGAACCGUAGCGCCUCAACAACUAAAUACCUUCUCACAACACGCAUGGCCCGUAACACAGAAUGCUAAUAAAGACGAGUCUAUACCUCCCAUAAAUUUAACACCCACAAACUCGGGCAGUCGUCGACCUUCUCUAGCCCUGAAUACGCAUAUUGACCACUGCAGACGCGCUCCUCGUUCGAAAUACCUCUCUCCAAGUUCGUCGCUCCGAUCAACCGGUAGUUCGCAAAUGAUAUCACCGAUUACCCCAUGGAGCGCAAGUUCUGGUGACUCUGGAGCUUGGACGAUGUGCUCUGGCAUAGAUACCGCGAUGACAUCGCCAAUUACGCCAUUAAGCUCGGACUGUCCUCCCUUUGACAUUUUACCUUCAUCAAAGGCUCCCGACAAGAUGCCAGUAGAUGAUUGCGACUAUAUGAUCGGUAACAUGUCUGAACUGCCCGGUGAUGACUCUCUGCCCAUACCACGUGGCCUAUCCGAUCCACUGUUCUUCUCUUUUGAUCCAAAGGACAACUACUCCUGGAUGCCAUCAGUGAAUACAGAGAUAUCACUUGCCACGUCGGUAAAUAUGAUGUUCACGGAUACCAACUCCAAAUCCGCGAACGUGUCAUCUAGGCUCGCCGAGCCUACCAGUCAUGGACCUGAUACCAGGAUGCUUGUACAGUCAUCAUGGGAAGCCUUAGAAGAACAUGUAUCAUCGUCGAUAUCGAAGUUGUCACAUAUUGAGGGGAAUCCAUUGGUCGAACGACUUCGAAUGCAGUCGCCGAAAGCGAUAGCAUUAAGUGGCCUUUCAAGCCUGCGAAAUGUGCUCCAGGGCAGUAAUCUCACAGACCCCCUCGACUAUAUCUGCUUCGUUCACCUUAUCUAUGCAUUCUCGCUUGUGAUCCACGAAAACGAACUCGCAGCUCGUUGUGAUAUGCUAUAUCGACAAGCACUUUCCUACCGACGCUUCAUUGAUCCAUCUCAGGUCGAAUACUACACGCAGAUUGCAACAAUUAUCUGGCAACCAACCUCGAAUAACGAAUCCUCGACCCAAAGAAUCUCUCUACGUGGUUCAUCUAGUGGAAAAGGCAAAGAGCGUGAGCAUCGCACGGGCCCAAGAAUCAAUAUAGACACCGAUCCUCUUGUAGCGGUGGGACAGAACUUUCUAGAUGAUAUCGAACAUUCUGUCAUAAGUAGUAGUUCAGAGAGGCCCAUUGAAGUCAAUGCAUCUGAACUUUGGUCUACACACUUAGUUGAUUUCCAACCAGACUCAUCACAUGAAAGUCCCUUCACAAUAACAGUCGACUAUAUCAUUCAAUGCCUGGAUCUUAAAUUUUCCAACUCUAAAACGCUGUUACCAAGACUAACAGAAAUCGGACGAAGGGUUCGUGCUGGCCACAUUACCACCAUCCGCAAGCUUGAACUCGCAAUAUUGCAAGCUGGCAAGAAGUCGUUGGAAUCCUCUGAAACCUUUGAUGAAUUUAUUCCUCAGGUCAGGGGACUUUGCAACCCCAUCUACGCAGAACAGGGAUAUUCCACGAGAGCAAGAUAUCAAGUUCUGGCAGUAUCGCUGGUAGAAACUUUGAUUCAAAGCGUUUCAUCCGAUUCACAACACACGCAGGAGUCCGGCUCGUUUCCAUUUAACGAAUUUCUCGAGAACCUUCACGUAACUUUUGACGAUCCGAGCAGUGAUGAUUUCCUUGUCCCCCUAAGCACGAGUGCUUCAAGCCAAGCAGAUCUUUCAACAACUCGUAGUUUCAACUCGGCAGUUGAUCCUCUUGAUCUUCAAGGCAUCAAUCCUAAUGCUCGACAACCGACCACUACAUCGGCAUCGUUCCCUUCAACCGCCUCUCACCCUGGCACACCCGAAAGCUCCUUCGCCGCUUCGCUACCGAUUAUUCUAGGGGCCCCUCCAAAGUCUUCAACUUCAGGUCGCGCUGGAGCAAGCCCCAAACUUAUAUCCUCUUCGAUGCAGAAAAUAGAAGCGAACGACUGUUGUGAGAUCUGCGGGUAUCGCCCGAAAGGUGACCCACAGUGGUUCAAGGGCAGUAUGGCAAAACACAAGAAAAUGCAGCACGCGACGGGGCCGCCAAUUAUUUACAAGUGUCCCUACCCUGGCUGCAACAGUCAAUACAAGAAUCGCCAGGAUAAUCUACGUCAACACCAAAUAGAGAAAAAACAUUGGGUUGGAGAUGAGGCGUCUAGGAGGCCUAGCAAAAGGGCGAGAACUUCACCAAGCUAGGCACUAUAUUAAUAGCACAAAAAAGGGAUAUGAAGAAGACACGAAUACAUACGACGCGGAAUUUUGCAUUAGCUAGGUGUUUGGAUUUGAUUUUCUAGGCGGUGGCCUUUUGCAACUUCACUUCUCCAAAAAAGCCUAUUACUUCUCUACGCUUCUUGAGGCUUGGAUAGGAGUUUAGGGUGGGAGACUAGAGAUACCACCAAGCUUACAGUAGAGAUAGAUUUGGGUUGGAGGACACCUUGAGUAAAAUAUAUAACUACAGCUAGUCUGGAUAUAUACAACAUUCGUCCGCUUCUUCCUAUA